This is a messenger RNA of Heteronotia binoei (common prickly gecko), 2459 nucleotides long. It is a transcript of the gene PPM1J, whose product is annotated as protein phosphatase, Mg2+/Mn2+ dependent 1J. The transcript is spliced from 10 exons. Gene Ontology annotation, biological process: protein dephosphorylation. Gene Ontology annotation, molecular function: protein serine/threonine phosphatase activity. NCBI's taxonomy places the organism in Eukaryota, Metazoa, Chordata, Lepidosauria, Squamata, Gekkonidae. The record is from RefSeq and is a predicted model, not a curated record. Bases 18 to 1628 code for a protein of 536 amino acids.
CGCCCGGCGGUUCCAGCAUGCUAGGCAGGGUGCGCUCGGCCAUGGCGCAACUGGUCGGGGGCCUGGGGGGCGGAGGAAGCGGCAGCAACAGCAGCAGCCCCCCGAGCGCGCAGCCCGCCCUCCGGGCCUCUUCGCCGCCGCCGCCGCCCCCUCCUCCUCCUCCAAAGGCGGCGCCUGCUCCGCCCGCUCCCUCCGGGCCCAGCGCCACCAACUCCGGCGGCGCUAGCAGCUCCUGCCGGGAGCCCUCCCGAGAGAGCUUCUCCAGACCAGUGUUCCUGCAGCUCACCGCCGAGGAACUCCAGCUGGCCGACGACCACACCGGCAGAGCCGUCCAGAGCCCCCGCGAGAACCGCCGCCGCCUGCCCUGGAGAACCGGCUACGCCGAGGUAAUAAAUGCUGGCAAGAGCCAGCACAAUGAGGAUCAAGCCUGCUGUGAGGCAGUAUUUGUGGAGAAGCGAGCCAGUCAGAGGAAUAACCCAGUCUCCAAGGAAACAUUUGGAGACCCGGAGGGGCAGUGCAAAAAAGGCCUGUACUUUUAUUACUGGGGUUUGUUUGAUGGACAUGCUGGAAGUGGAGCGGCAGUCAUGGCAUCUAAGUUACUACACUUCCACAUCCGUGAUCACCUCAGGGAAUUAGUAGACAUCCUCCAAGACUCCUCACCUCCUCCGAUCUGCUUGCAAGAUGCUUCACGGACAGUUUCAGGAGAACAAAAUAGGGCUCCCUUGGCAGAGGAAGACGUUGAGGUUCCCAACAGCGCUUUGCCACGUUUCCAUAUGGAGAAGGCAGUUUCCCAUGAGAGCUUGGUAGUGGGAGCCAUUGAGAAUGCAUUCAAAAAGAUGGACAAACAGAUAGAGCAAGAACGGGUAACCCGACACAUAUCUGGAGGCUGCUGUGCUCUGGCUGUGGUUUACCUCCUGGGAAAGUUCUACGUGGCCAAUGCAGGUGAUAGUAGGGCCAUUGUCAUCCGUAAUGGGGAAAUCAUUCCAAUGUCCAGGGAGUUUACUCCAGAGACAGAGAGGCAAAGGCUGCAGUUUUUAGGAUUUUUGAGACCUGAGUUGCUGGGGAAUGAAUUUACACACCUUGAAUUCCCACGAAGAAUCCAGCAUAAGGAACUAGGAAAGAAGAUGCUAUACAGGGACCAAAAUAUGAAUGGCUGGGCAUAUAAAAGGAUAGAAGAAGAUGACCUGAAGUUUCCGCUUGUAUAUGGCGAGGGUAAAAAGGCACGAAUGAUGGCAACCAUUGGGGUGACUCGAGGCCUAGGAGAUCAUGAUCUCAAAGUAUACAGCUCCAACAUCCACAUCAAACCUUUCUUAUCCUGCGUCCCAGAGGUUUGCAUCUAUGACCUCACUCAGUAUGAGCACUGCCCUGAUGACGUGCUUGUGCUGGGCACUGAUGGUAUCUGGGAUGUCACCAGUAAUCAAGAGGUAGCCAAUGUAGUGCUAGAUGUUCUCAUGCGCUAUGAGCCGAAUGACCCAUGCAGAUACACUAUGGUAGCCCAGGAGUUGGUGAUAAGGUCCAGAGGAGUUCUGAAGGACCGUGGCUGGAGGCUGGCCAAUGACAAAUUAGGCUCUGGUGAUGACAUCUCAGUCUUCGUUAUUCCCCUUGGUGGCCCAGGAAACUACACUUGAAGAAGUCCCAGGGCACCUGACCCAUGCUGCUAGACUGUAAGAGACCACUUAUUGCAAACUAGAGGUUGCAGAUCUCUUGCAAUGGAAACAUUCAUGCUUCUUGAGGCUUCAAAAGAGGAUUAAAACCACAAGACUCUUACCCCUGUGGUAAGAGCCCUGUUUCAUCCCAGCUUACUGGAUCCCAGCUGGGGACACAAAACAUAGGCUUGGGCUGUACAACAAAGUCAAGAAACAACUGUUCCUCUCAGGAAUAUUCCUAUAGGCCUUUGAAAGCCAAAAGAAAUCCCAUGUUGCAAGGGCUGCAUUCAUUCAGGGCUCUUGCAAGCAUCAUCCUAGGAAAGGAAAGGGGAUUUGGGUGUGUGUCUCAUUUGUUUGUUACAACAGCAUGGAAAUGUUCUCCAAAUUGAAUAUUGGCACUGGAGUUUCUGAUUUUCUGCAAAAUUUAGUCCUAUUAUUAUAAAGGAGCUACUCAAACUCACUUUGCUGAAUUUCAAGGACACCUUAACUUAAAAUGAGUUUCCUGCCCUGUCCCUGCUGCUAAUUGCUGAAGUAGAACCAAGUAAACAAUGAUUUUUGGUUGAUUCCUUGGAAUUGCUACAGAAAGGCUCUGCACAGCUGUCAUUCUGUAGUCACUGUUUAUGCAUUCAUCAGGGAUUUCUCACUGUAAUGACAAAAAUGGCUGUAGUGUAGCCAAAUUUAUUUAUUCUCAUGAAUGAGUUCUUAGAAGAUGGAAGAAUGAUACAACAGAUUCCUGCUUUAGAUAUUGUAUUUGAGAAUGUCUUCUCUUUUGCCAUAUAAGGGUAAAUUUAUGAGAACAAGCAAACUGUCAUA